UAACGGGUAUGUUUUGGCUGUCUAACUGUACAGCUGUAGUUCGAUUGUGCUGUUGACAGUUUGGUCGAGUCUGGUCUGCAGGGAAAGGCAGUGGUGGCCGGUGCACGGAAACUGGAAGCAGGUUUUAUGUUACAAAACACAAAUCACCUGGUUUUAAACACAAAACAAACCACUAGCAUGCCAGCGGGGACGCCGCUCUGAACAGGACCAAUGACAUGGCUACAGGUGAAAAGCCCUCCUCCUCCACGUUGGACCUGAGUGGGGAGCCCCUGCAGUCCCCCAGCAGCCCCCCCCAACUCACCCACUUCAAACCCCUCACACCCGAGCAGGAGGAGCCCCCCCUCAAGUCCGCCUACAGCUCCUUCGUCAGCCUCUUCCGCUUCAGCAGAGAUGAGGCCAGACCUGCCGCCACUCCAGAGAAAAACAAAGUUGAUCCAGGGUGUCACCAGGGGGCGAGAGAGUCCUGUUCUAGUAUAAAUCAUGCAAGCAGGGCCCAGUCUGUAAGGACGUCAACGCAGAACAAACAGCAUUCCACAGACAGCCAGAGACGAAGCUCCACAGUGUCAGAGGGCCGCAGGAAGGCGGAGCCGCCCCUGGGUGGUCAUGACCCCCGCACAGCGGUGCAGCUGCGCAGCCUCAGCACGGUGCUGAAGCGGCUGAAGGAGAUCAUGGAGGGGAAGAGCCAGGACAGUGACCUGAAGCAGUACUGGAUGCCGGACAGCCAGUGUAAAGAGUGCUACGACUGCAAUGAGAAAUUCACCACGUUCAGGCGGAGGCACCACUGUCGGCUCUGCGGACAAAUCUUCUGUAGCCGCUGCUGUAACCAGGAGAUCCCUGGGAAAUUCAUGGGAUAUACAGGGGAUCUCCGGGCCUGCACCUACUGUCGUAAGAUAGCGCUGAGCUACGCGCACUCCGCUGACAGCAGCUCCAUCGGGGAGGACCUGAGCGCUCUGUCUGACGCCACCUGCGCCGUGUCCGCGCUGGAACCCAGCGAGCCACGCACCCCCGUCGGGGGCAGGAAGGCCAGUCGCAAUAUUUUCCUGGAGGAGGAUCUGGCCUGGCAGAGUUUAAUUCUCCAGGACUCCCAGCCCAACAGCCUGGCGACUCGGCUGGCCAGCAUGCAGGAGGAUGUGGGGAGGUCUCCAGCGCGGAAGAGGUCUGCCAGCAUUACUAACCUGUCCCUGGACCGCUCGGGCACCUCCAUGCUCCCCUACGAGAGCUCCAUCAGCCCCCAGACCAGCCGCGCUUACAUCAAGGGAGACGCCAACGAGGAGGAGAGGAAGAUCCUGCUGGAUUCUGUGCAGCUGAAGGACCUGUGGAAGAAGAUUUGCCACCACAGCACCGGCAUGGAGUUCCAGGACCACCGCUAUUGGCUGCGCACCUACCCCAACUGCAUUGUGGGCAAGGAGCUGGUGAACUGGCUCUUGAGGAACGGGCACAUCUCAACAAGAGCCCAGGCUAUAGCGAUUGGUCAGGCGCUGGCAGAUGGACGAUGGCUGGACUGUGUCACUCAUCAUGAUCAGCUGUUUAGGGAUGAAUAUGUCCUUUACCGCCCCCUGCAGAGCACAGAGUUUUCCGAGACUCCAUCUCCAGACAGCGAUUCAGUGAACUCCCUGGAGGGCCACUCGGAGCCCUCCUGGUUUAAAGACAUCAAGUUUGAUGACAGCGACACGGAGCAGAUUGCAGACGAGGGAGAAGACAACAUGCCAAACUCUGCCAGUCCUAGCAAGCGGACCUCAGUUAGCAGUUUCCAGUCUGCAGUGGACAGUGACUCUGCUGCGUCUAUAAGUCUGAAUGUGGAGAUGGACAAUGUUAACUUCCACAUCAAGAAGCAGUCCAAGUACCCUCACGUGCCCCCCUACCUCGCUGAGCAGAAAGAGUUCCUGGUUUCGGAGGACGGAGGACAGCACAUGAUCUCCAUCAGUGACGCUUUCAUCAGAGAGUCCCUGUUUAACCGCCAGGUGGAGGAGAAGACCAAGGAGCUGCUCUUCACUCCCCUGGGCUGGCACCACAGCUCCCUGGAGCAGCUGAGAGAGGAGAAUGGAGAGAAGCAAGCCAUGGAGAGGCUGCUCUCUGCCAACCACAGCCACAUGAUGGCGCUGCUGCAGCAGCUGCUGUACAGCGAGUCCCUGUCCCUGUCCUGGAGGGACAUCAUCGUCCCGGUGGUGAGACAGGUGGUCCAGACGGUGCGUCCCGACGUCAGGAAUAAUGAUGACGACAUGGACAUCCGCCAGUGUGUCCACAUCAAGAAGAUUCCUGGAGGGAAGAAAUUUGACUCUGCAGUUGUAAAUGGUUUUGUUUGCACCAAAAACAUAGCCCAUAAGAAGAUGAAUUCCUAUAUUAAAACCCCGAAGAUUCUGCUGCUGAAGUGCUCCAUUGAGUAUCUUUACCGUGAGGAGACCAAGUUCACCUGCAUCGACCCCAUAGUGCUGCAGGAACGGGAGUUCUUGAAGAACUACGUGCAGAGAAUCGUGGACGUUCGUCCUAAUUUGGUUUUGGUGGAGAAGACGGUGUCGAGGAUAGCCCAGGACAUGCUGCUGGAGCACGGAAUCACCUUGGUCAUCAACGUGAAGCCUCAAGUCUUGGACCGGGUGAGCCGCAUGACUCAAGGCGACUUAGUGAUGUCCAUGGAUCAGCUUCUGACCAAGCCUCGCUUGGGAACCUGCCACAAGUUCUAUAUGCACUCAUUCCAGCUGGCCAGUGAUCAAUCAAAGACCCUGAUGUUCUUUGAGGGAUGUCCUCUGCACUUAGGAUGCACCAUCAAACUGAGGGGGGCCUCGGAGUACGAACUAGCCAGGGUGAAGGAUAUCAUCAUCUUCAUGAUCUGCGUGGCCUAUCACUCCCAGCUGGAGAUCUCCUUCCUCAUGGACGAGUUCGCCAUGCCCCCCAGCCUGGCCAAGAAUGGCUCGUUCCAUUCCCUCAUCGAGGGCGGGCCGGCCGAGGCAGGCAAACUGGACCUCUUCCAGGGGGCUGAUGUCACCACUGUCCUCAAAGAGCUGGACUUCGCAUCAGAAAAGCUGCCCGCAAUUUCAGAGUCGGUGUCCAGGGAGGUGGUGGAGCAGCUCGUAGAGAACGGACUACUUGUUGAGGGGGUUCCCCCUGGUGAUGAGAAGGAUCCCGCCGGUGAUGAGAAGGUCCCUGAGAAAUUAGAUGAAGCAAAGAUAGACAAUCCCGAAAUGGGGCCCCCGCACAGACCAACCCUGUCUUCCUCCUCCUACUCCUCCCUGCCGCCAGCGGUAGUGUUGCCCCCAUUUCUGAUGGAUGAUGCUGAAGACAGCAUCAGUCAGGACGGCAGGUUGAGCGAAGCAAGCACCCUUUAUGAAAGACAGUGUGACGGGUCCGCGGGACUGCAGGCAGCUCCGAGGCUGUUCAGGGACCCCCUUCAGGACGACACAGGGAUGUACAUCACAGAGCUGGUGACCUCCUCCGAGGACAGGCUGAAGUCUCACUCGGUGGCCUUCAAGCAAGAGCUGAAGGAUGUCAUCCUCUGCAUCUCGCCCUUCAUCUCGUUCAAGGAGCCCUUCCUCCUGACGCAGAAAGGGAUGAGGUGCCCCAGCCGAGACUACUUCCACGAGCAGGUCUACCUCUCGCCUCUCAUCAGCAAGGAGUUCAAGGAGCAGGACAGCAGGAGGAAACGGCAGCUUCUGAAGGAUGCUCCAGCUUCUCAGCCCUCAAACGGGAGCGUGCCUGGCAGGUCUACCCAGGUCCUCCCCUCCCACGAGCUCACCAACACCCGGAUCGCAGAUCACCUCGGCAGCAGCCAGGACCUGUCCAGGAUGCUGGCGGACUUCAGGGCUCGGGGCGGGAGGAUCAGACAGAAGGACGCUGACCCCUUUGUACAGAGCAAAGAGGCCUCUGGGAAGACUGGGACCAAGAGUGAGAGUGAUGACGAUCGGGGCCAUGUGCAGAAUGAGAUGGCCUGGGGGUCCAAGAUUGACUGUCUGAACCCUGCAAACCACCAGCGGCUUUGUGUUCUCUUCAGCAGCUCCUCGGCUCAGUCGAGCAACGCACCUAAUCCCUGUGUCAGCCCUUGGAUCGUUACAAUGGAGUUCUAUGGGAAGAACGAUCUUACACUUGGAAUAUUUCUGGAACGCUAUUGCUUCAGCAGGCCCUCGUACCAGUGCCCCAGCAUGCUCUGCGAGACUCCCAUGGUGCAUCACAUCCGGCGUUUUGUCCACGGGAGCGGCUGCGUGCAGAUCGUGCUCAAGGAGCUGGACUCGCCCGUGCCAGGAUACCAGCACACCAUCCUCACCUACUCCUGGUGCAGGAUCUGCAAACAGGUCACUCCGGUGGUCCCCCUCUCCAAUGAUUCAUGGUCCAUGUCCUUUGCAAAGUACCUGGAGCUGCGUUUUUACGGGCACCAGUACACUCGCAGAGCCAACGUCGAGCCCUGCGGGCACUCCGUCCACAACGAUUACCACCAGUACUUCUCCUAUAACCAGAUGGUGGCGUCCUUCAGUUACACUCCUGUCCGGCUGCUUGAAGUCUGCCUCCCCCCACCCAAAAUUUACAUUAAGCAGCAGACCCCUUCGAAAGGCAGCCUCUUUCAGGACCUUAAAGACUUUUCCCAAAAAGUAUCCCAGGUGUACCUGGCUAUAGACGACCGGCUCACCUCGCUCAAGACAGACACUUUCAGCAAAACCAGGGAGGAGAAGAUGGAAGACUUGUUUGCACAGAAAGAGAUGGAGGAGGUGGAAAUCCAGAACUGGAUUGAGAAGCUGCAGGCCAGGCUGCUGUCCUUUCUGGACACCCCCCAGCAGCUGCAGGCAGCGCUCGAGUCCAUCAUCGUGAAGAAGCAGAGCCUGUGCGAGAUGCUGCAGUCCUGGAACAACAGGCUGCAGGAUCUUUUCCAGCAAGAGAAGGGAAGAAAGCGUCCAUCUGUCCCUCCGAGCCCCGGGAGACACAGGCAGGCCGAGGAAAGCAAGACCAGUGUACUUGAUUCCUCUCCACGCAAUGCCUCUCCUGUCGUGCAGAAUGGGGAUAAAGAGGAUCGGUACCUCAGCAACAUGCCCUCGAGCUCCACCCUGCUCCAGCUGCCUUCUCCACCAGAGGGAGCCGUGGAGCAGCUCUCUUCUGGGCCGUCCUUCCCCAACACAUCGUCCACGAGUGACCAGGACUCGAGCAGCAUAACUGAAGAUGUUUUUGAUGGGCAUUUACUGGGUUCGACAGACGGUCAAGUCAAGGAGAAAUCCACCAUGAAAGCUAUUUUUGCAAACCUGCUUCCCGGUAACAGCUACAACCCCAUCCCAUUCCCAUUCGAGCCGGACAAGCACUAUCUGAUGUACGAACACGAGCGGGUUCCCAUUGCAGUGUGUGAGAAAGAGCCCAGCUCCAUCAUUGCCUUUGCACUCAGCUGCAAGGAGUACAAGACUGCCUUGGAGGAGCUGUCUGUGAAGGGCACCGGAGAGGAAGGACCUCCUCCACUUCACAGCACCACGGAAAGCAGAGCUAAAACCAGCAGCCCUGCCAGGCAGGUUGAGAUUGUAACAGCCCAGCUCAAUCGCAGCACGGACUCCGACAUACCAACCAGAAAGACUUCAGGAGUGCUGUCUUUUUUCCGUGGUGCAGGGGGCAGCAGCCCUGACCUGUGCCCUGUGAGAAGGGAGCCUGUGCAGUCAGCAGACACUGCUUAUUAUCAGAUGGGACAGUCGGGGAAGGAGGGGGCAGACAAUCAUGGGAGUGAGCCCCCAGAAGAGGCAGAUGGGGGUGACAAACAUAAGAAACAGCUGGGCAAUCCCCACAUCGAGCUCCAGUUUUCAGAUGCCAAUGCUAAGUUCUACUGCCGGAUCUACUAUGCAGAGGAAUUCCACAAAAUGCGGGAGGAGAUCAUGGAAAGCAGAGCGGACGAUUUUAUCCGCUCCCUGGCCCACUGUGUCAACUGGCAGGCUCGCGGAGGCAAAUCUGGUGCUGUCUUCUAUGCCACUGAGGAUGAUCGGUUUAUCCUGAAGCAGAUGCCUCGGCUGGAAGUUCAGUCUUUCCUAGACUUUGCUCCGCAUUAUUUCACCUACAUUACAGGAGCCGUGCAGCAGAAGAGACCCACAGCUCUGGCUAAGAUUCUUGGCGUCUAUCGGAUCGGCUAUAAAAAUUCUCAGAACAACACAGAAAAGAAGUUGGAUCUGCUGGUCAUGGAGAAUCUUUUCUAUGGUCGUAAAAUGGCUCAGGUGUUUGACCUGAAGGGGUCCCUGCGGAACCGCAACGUGAAGACGGACACUGGGAAGGAGAGCUGUGAAGUGGUGCUGCUGGAUGAGAACCUGCUGAAGCUGAUGCGGGACAGCCCACUCUACAUCCGCUCCCACUGCAAGUCUGUGCUCCGCGCCUCCAUUCACAGCGACGCCUACUUCCUCUCCAGCCACUUGAUCAUCGACUACUCCCUGCUGGUGGGGCGGGACGACUCCACGGACGAGCUGGUCGUGGGUAUCAUCGAUUAUAUCCGGACGUUUACGUGGGACAAGAAGCUUGAAAUGGUUGUAAAGUCCACAGGAAUCCUGGGUGGACAAGGUAAAAUGCCAACUGUAGUGUCCCCAGAGCUGUACAGGACUCGGUUCUGUGAAGCAAUGGAUAAGUACUUCCUAAUGGUACCGGAUCAUUGGACUGGAUUGGGCGUGAACUGUUGAUAUAGGAACAGGAUUUUUUUUUUUUUUUUUUUUUUAUAUAUAUAAACAAACUUACAGAAUUCCUUUUAUUUAUUUGCAAAAAAGAGAUGUUCUUUGCAUUUCAGAAACCAAGUAGAAAAAAAAUAAAACAAAUAAAUGGAACUGUCUUUAAAAGCAUGCGCUGUAAGUGGAUUCCAUAUUGUAGAGGUGGAAGACAUUAUGAAUUGGAAGAAACAGCUGUGAGAAGUCUGCGGUGUAAUUCAUACUUUCUUUAUCAUUAUCAAGCCUGUAAUUGGCGUGCUGGUCUGGGCUGAAGAGGACUGAAGAGAGCUGUUAAUUUAUUCUCUUCUCAACGUGGCUUUGGCUGAAUGAAGCUCAUGAAAAUGAGGCUUGGCAUCGUAUGGACCAGCCUUGUCUGGAGCUCACAGUCGUGGCAUCUGAAUCAUGUAGUUGCUUUUGGAUACAGAUGUACACAGAUUUUACAGUGAGAGGGUGUACUUUCUUUCUUAUCUUAUCAUAAGCAAUCAAUGCCUCUCUACGUUAGGGAAUGUUACCUACUAUACCAUACGGUCUAUAGCACUGCCGGUUAUCCAGUACCCAGUACAUUAUAAAAGACACAUGGCUUUUUAACUGUGGAGAGGUAACCUCAGAAAUAUUUUUGCCCGUCUACAAAAAGAUACAACAGCAGCAACCCGAGUCUUCAGUCUCACCAUGUGUUUAGUGCAGGUGAAUAGUGGUUUGAGCUAGCAAUGAGAUGUGCAGUGUUGGUAACAGGAGUACUGUCCAGGAAUAACUCCAGGUCUCUGACAGUGACUGUUCAGAAAAUGUUUAUUUGUGGUCUGAACUGCCUAGAGUAAAGUAUAAAUAUGGUCAGAUAUUUGAUACAACAAUACUCUUUUAACUAGAACAAUACUUUUCUGUUUUCAGUGUCUUCUGUAAUGCAGAUCCUAUAUCCACUGGCCAGUUGUAAACCGGUAAAGCUUAGAUUGUGUAGAUCAUGAUUUUGGGCUGACUGAGAAAUGACUCUUUCAGAGGGCUUCUGUUCAUUAACUGCUGUGGUUAAACAGGAAUACCUGUCUGUUUUAAAUAGAGCUGGCACACGGCCAUUGCUUCCUACAUUGAUGAGUUUAGAUGUUUUAUAAACUGUUUGAAACAGCCUUUCAAGUGGCUAUGAUCUAGACCCUUGUUCAGAACUGGAGGGGGCUGGAAACUGCCUUUCCCUCGCCAUUAACUGAUGUCAGAAGCAUGUUAGGCUUUAAUAAGCAUCAUGCAUUUACAUAUCUUCCUCUUUGUUUACCCAUUUUAAAACGUGCUUUUAUAAGAAAUGUGUAUGGAGUCAAGUAGCCUAAUGUAUUUGGAGAGCUCUCAGUGGAAUCAAUGAGCACUUGCAGAGAAGGUUGCAAAUAGCACUAGCUAGUCUUAUUAUUUACAGUAGUAAGUGUAAUAGAAUAUUAAGUUUCCAUGUCUUCUACAUUCACAAACUCAUUUUGACCUUGUGCUGAAGUUAUCUUGAAUUGAAGCCGUCUGUGUGCAGGUAGUUGAGCAGUGCCACUUUUUUGAAACUGAAAAAACAUUCCUUUUGAAGUCAGGCUGUGGUUGUAAUAGGAAUGAAUCAGGUUCAUGAUCGAAUGCAAUCCUGUUUUAAGCCACAACAUUACUAUUACAGUAACUUAACCUAACACAGGUAAGUCUAUGUGAAGGGGAAGACAGAGUUGUUCUUGGUGGUGCUAAACAAUGACAGCGGUCUUAAUAACUACAUUGACCCGUAAAGAUCAUAAAACACCUGGAACUGGUUCAUAUAAACUUUCUUUCUUAAGAUAACAGUUCAGAUUUUUGCCUGCACUGAUUUAUAUUCAAAGCUUGUGUUUUAUAGAUGACUUUGUGGAGAGUGGUAUACAGUUUGGAGACUAUAUAUGCAAAUCAUUAUUUUUCUUUUUAAAAUCUGGAUCGAUCAAAUACUAAGAUAUAACACCUAGGGAUAUUCUAAUUGUCGAACACUGAGGAGCACUAAUGUAUAAUAAUGUACAUAAUAGUCAAGUUGGAUGAUGAUGUUAUAGACAUGUUGUUAUAUUUACCUCCUCGUCUCCAAGAUGUAGUGUUUUAAAAAGAGAAUCUAAUAAAAUAUUAACCACA
Molecule: messenger RNA, 8726 nt
Organism: Acipenser ruthenus (sterlet)
Lineage: Eukaryota; Metazoa; Chordata; Actinopteri; Acipenseriformes; Acipenseridae
Product: 1-phosphatidylinositol 3-phosphate 5-kinase-like
Exons: 42
Coding region: 216-6614 (2132 amino acids)
Biological process (GO): intracellular signal transduction; phosphatidylinositol metabolic process
Molecular function (GO): ATP binding; 1-phosphatidylinositol-3-phosphate 5-kinase activity; metal ion binding
Source: RefSeq, a predicted model, not a curated record